AUGCUUCAAGCUCGGAUGGCCCUGACGGGCCUCCGUCUUCCCUUCCGAUGCCUCCCUUCGCUUUCGCUCCCCGCUCGGGCUUAUUCGACAACUAUCAAUCAGACAGAGAAACCCCCGCAGCAGGAGUCAAACCCCUCCAACUUCGACCCCGGCAUUGCUUUUGCUCCCCCGCCGACUCGCGAAGACACCGGCGUCCUCCUUCGAUCGUAUAAACCGCGCACACCUGGUAUCCGACACUUGCGGAGACCGAUCAAUGAUCACCUGUGGAAGGGUCGGCCUGUCCAAAAGCUGACGUUCCCCAAACGUGGUCAUGCUAAGGGUGGUCGUAACCACACCGGUCGAGUGACUAUUCGGCACCGUGGUGGUGGUCACAAGCGCCGUAUCCGUACCGUUGACUUUUCCCGAAUCGCUCCCGGACCGCACCUAGUGGAACGAAUCGAACAUGAUCCUGGGCGCAGUGCCCAUAUCGCGCUGGUCCGCAGUCAACAAACUCAAAGGUUGAGCUAUAUUCUUGCCGCAGAAGGCAUGAGGGCUGGUGAUGUCGUUCAGAGUUACAUGUCCGGUAUCCCAGAGGAUCUUUGGAAGAGCAUGGGUGGAACUGUGGAUCCUGGUGUGCUGGCGGCCAGAACAGCUUGGAGAGGCAACUGCCUACCAUUGCAUAUGAUUCCCGUUGGUACACUGAUUUUCAAUGUUGGGUUAUACGCAGGCAAAGGUGGUCAGCUGUGCCGCAGCGCUGGUUCUUUCGCUACGGUUAUCGCCAAGGGUGGGGAUUUCCAAGGAAGGGCAAACGAUACCAGCAGAACCCAGACUGGAGGACCGGGAGCAGAAGAGGAGAAGAAGCCUUUGUCGCAGCGCGAGAAACAAAAACUCGAGCGUGCUACUCAGCAUGUGACCAUCCGUCUUCAGAGCGGUGAAGUGCGACUCAUCCACAAAGACUGCUGUGCCACAGUUGGUGUCGCCAGCAACCCCAACCACCAGUACAGCCAGUUGGGUAAGGCUGGACGAUCGCGCUGGCUCAACAUCCGUCCGACUGUUCGUGGCCUGGCUAUGAACGCUGCGGACCAUCCUCACGGAGGUGGACGAGGAAAGUCUAAGGGUAACGUUGACCCGAAGAGUCCUUGGGGUAUUCCGACAAAAUCAGGAUACAAGACUCGUCCCAAGUGGAAGAUCAACAAGGCCGUUGUCGUACCCCGGGUUCGCAACCAAGGCAAGCGUCGCAGAGGAUACAGCUAA
Messenger RNA from Aspergillus chevalieri, 1233 nucleotides. RefSeq names its product mitochondrial 54S ribosomal protein uL2m. The transcript is spliced from 2 exons. Gene Ontology annotation, cellular component: ribosome. Bases 1 to 1233 code for a protein of 410 amino acids. The record is from RefSeq and is a predicted model, not a curated record. Gene Ontology annotation, biological process: cytoplasmic translation. Lineage: Eukaryota; Fungi; Ascomycota; Eurotiomycetes; Eurotiales; Aspergillaceae. Gene Ontology annotation, molecular function: structural constituent of ribosome; RNA binding.